UAUCAGUAGAAGCAAGGAGUCCUUUAGUAAGAAAAAUCCGGCUUCCGGCUGCCAUAGUACCUUGAUUACCAUAUAUGGACUGCUUUGAAACUUGCCAAUCACGUUGUGCUGAGUUUGAAAUUUCCCUAACCCCUUAAAUUUUGCCCCAUACCCUGGCUCGGAAAGACAGAUUUGAGGCCUGCUUCCUGUCUCCUUGCCGGUGACCUCGCGAUAAAGUCCUUUGUUUUCUCAAAACCUGAUGCCCUGGAAUUGGCUUCUUUGCGCACCAAGCAGCGAGCCCUGGCUAGGUAACACUUUCUGGCCAUCUCCAAGGGAUUAAAAUCUUGUGACCACCUGUCCGAGGCACUGUAGCCCCCGGCUGAGUGUAGGCCCUCUCCAAGGAGCCUGAGUAGUCACCUAGACCGAAUUUGUCUGAAGGCUGGUUGCUGGUUCCUGGUUCCUGCUUCCUGCGGCAGUGGCGCUCCAGGCUCCUCGACGCUACUUUCACUUUUAGGAAAAGAAACAGCUCCUGGAUCUUUUGCGUGAGUAACCUCGUUAAAACGCGCUGCCUAAACUGUGUAAUAACUUCAUCAAGAUCCCCACCCUAAGGGAGACAGUAUAAAAAGGUUACAGCCGGCUGAAGUUCUCAAAAUAUCGGGAUAGAGCCCCAGGCCUUUGGAUUUUUUUGUCUAUGUCUGACUGUUUUAUUUGUAAGGAAUUGGCUAAUAGGGGUUAACCAUUGGAUGACUGCAGCAGAACUUUAUUGACUCUGUUUUACAUCAUUUUGCUCUGGUCAUCCUGAGGAAGAAAACCCUUCCAAAAUGGGGAAUGGUAAGAGCAUACCUGACAGCAGUCCCUUGGGAAGUAUUCUUCAAGAUUGGUCAAUGUUUAGCUCUGAGCCUAUGAAAAAGAAGAAAAUGAUUCUCUUUUGUAACACUGACUGGCCCAGAUAUCAACUGGAGUCGGGGGAAAAAUGGCCCAAGAAUGGGUCUUUGAACUAUGAUACUAUUUUACAAUUAGACUCGUUUUGUAAGAAAAAUAAAAAAUGGGAUGAAAUCCCAUAUGUACAAUCAUUUAUGUCUUUACAUAAGAGGAGAAAUUUGCCUAAGGGAUUUAAAAUGAUGGUUCAGAGGGAAGAACUUCAGGAAAAGUGUGUUUUACCUGUGUCUGAGCCUAAUGAUGAACUAGCCCCGCCGUCAGCACCUCUUGCAGGGGUCCCUCUGCUGGCACCUCCUGCGGUGGCCCCUCCGUCGUCACCUCCUGCGGUGGCCCCUCCGUCAGCACCUCCUGCGGUAGUCCCUCCGUCAGCACCUCUUGCGGUUCCCUCAACUUCUGAAGGGGAUCUUCCUGCAGGCAGUGAUGAGGCUCCUGCCAAUCCUAGGGCUGCUGGUCCCACUCUCUAUUCGCCCUUACCAAAUGGUCACAAAGGAAUAGUCUCCCUUCCCUGCACCCAUCAGGGUACUCAGUUUGGCCCAGGGAACACUCUACCCCAGGCAGGGCAACUUCAGUUAAGGCAGGUCCCAGCAGGCUUAGAUGACCCAGGCCAACCCAGAGCACUUGGAUUCAGGCAUUUUCCUUUAUCAGUCACGGAUUUACAUAAUUAUAAAGCUAAAAUGCCGUCUUAUCAAGAUGAUCCUAAAGAAAUGGAGAAUCUGUUUACAUUCAUUUUUGCUUUUUAUCAUCCAAACUGGGCUGACAUACAGACUCUCAUGCUUAUCCUCCUUAGUCCAGAGGAACGCAGAAUGAUAUUAGAGAAGACCUAUGAGGAAGCUGAAAGGCUCCAUGAAUUACAACCAAAUAAUCCAAUCAGAACUCCAGCAGAGCAGGCCAUCCCUAGAUCUGAGCCAGGAUGGGAUCCCAAUGACCCAGGGGAUCAAGCAAGGCUAAAUCACUAUAAAGAAUGUUUAAUAGCUGGACUUCAAAAGGGGGCAAAGGACUUCAAGAGGGUCCAGAAUGUAUGGCAAAGGCCUGAGGAGAGCCCAUUCAUAUUCCUUGAGAGGCUUUUUGAGGCUUUCCGAAAAUAUACUGAUAUUGAUCCGGAACACCCGGAUAACAUGGGACUGGUCAAUAUAAUCUUUAUCAGUCAGAGCACCCCAGAUAUAAAAAAAAAACUACAAGGACUGGAAGGGGGAUCGUGGAUGCCAAUGUCUCAGUUGGUCCAGAUUGCUUUUGAAGUGUUCCAGUCCCGAGGUGAAAUUUGGAAAAAGCAAGAGCAACGCAUCAUGAGGCAAAUUGCUCUGCUCAGCUGUGACCAUUCAAGACCCAGCAGGAUGUCUGCAGGAGAGGACAAACGACCACCGGUAAGGCCCUGGGGACCUCCAAAACCUGGCCGAAAAGGCCAUCCAUCUGUUGGGCCACAACAAUGUGCCUUUUGUAGACAGAAAGGACACUGGAAACGGGAGUGUCCCAAGAACAGACAGGGCCCCCUCUCCCCCAAGACAGCAUCCAUCACUGGUAUAUCUCGGGAAGCCUCUCGUAAACCUUUUCUACGACCGCUUGAAUGUCACAUAGAGAAAACUUGCGUGAAGUACAGCUUUACAUAUGGGCAUGAAUGUCCUAGUUCCUCGUCAGGGCAAGUUCUACCAACAAAUUUCUCAGCAGAAAAAGUAGAUACUAAAGUAUUCCCAGGUCGAGACUGCACCCUCCAAGCCACGCCAUUAAAAUUGGGAGACAGGCCUCAACCAGAUUUCCCUGAAGAAAUUCUGCAGAAGGUAAGAGCAGAUGUUUGGGCUGAUGGGGCGCCAGGAAGAGCCAAGACGGCUGACCCAGUAGUAGUAAAACUCCGUCCAGGUGCCCAGGCUCCAAAGUUAAAGCAGUACCCUUUAAAGAGGCACAUGAAGAAAGGUAUAAAGCCUCUGAUAACUACCUUUCUUAAACACCAAUUAAUCCGACCUUGUCAGUCCCCAUAUAACACUCCCAUCCGACUGGUACAAGAACCUAGGACUGGAGGUGAUCGUUUUGUGCAGGAUUUGAGAGCCAUUAAUCAAAUUGUAGAGGACGUACAUUCAGUGAUGCCAAAUCCUUAUACUUUGCUUACAGCUUUAUCAGGAGACUUUUGCUGGUUUACAGUUCUGAACAUAAAAGAUGGCUUUUACUGCAUACCCCUAAGUCCUGAGUCCCAGAAACUCUUUGCCUUUGAAUGGGAUGAUCCAGAAACUAAUAUAAAACAGCAAUAUUGCUGGACGGUACUUCCACAAGGAUUUAAAAAUGCCUCUAGCAUCUUUGUGGAGGCCUUAGCCAAGGACUUAAAGGAUCUCCAAUUAAGUGAAGGACUCUUACUCCAGUAUGUGGCUGAUAUACUAAUUGCUAGUAAAACUAAGGAAGCUUCAGAUCAAAAUACAAUCCUCACUUUAAACUUUUUGGCAGAUCGGGGAUAUAAAGUCUCCAGGGGAAAGGCACAAAUUUCCCAACUAACUGUGAAAUAUCUAGGAUUUGAGUUAUCACAAGGACAAAGAAACUUACUGCCGGAUCGAAGGAAAGCAAUAGCUGGGGAGGCUGUACCUGCCAACAGAAAGCAAUUGAGAAGAUUCUUAGGAAUGGCUGAGUUUUGUCGUAUUUGGAUUCCAAACUUUGGACUCAUAGCAAAACCUCUAUAUGAGGCUCUCAAAAGAGGUGACAAGCCAUUAAGCGGGGCUGCGGAAUGCCAUAAGUCAUUCAAUGCCAUCAAGGAGAAAAUUUUAACAGCCCCAGCCCUUGGUCUCCCAGACAUUAGAAAAUCAUUUGAUCUUUUUGUGCAUGAAAGACAAGGCAUGAGUCUUGGAGUGCUAACUCAAAAUUUAGAUACCACCAGAAGGCCAGUAGCUUACUUUUCCAAACAAUUGGAUGUUGGAACUCAAGAAUGGCCAGAUUGUCUCCGGGCUGUGGCCGCCACCUGUGAUCUUUUACAACAAGCUGAAAAGUUUACCCUGGGCCGUCCUACCACUGUGCACACCCCACAUCAUGUGCAACCUUUACUUGAACAAAAGGGCAGACACUGGCUUACUUUGAGGAGGCUGAACAAAUACUGGGCCAUACUAUUUGACAACCCAAAUGUAACAUUAAAGGAGGUAUCUGCUUUAAACCCAGCCACUCUGCUCCCCAGUACAACAGAAGAACCUGUUCAUGAUUGUGUACAAAUAAUUGAAGAAGUUUAUUCUAGCAGACCUGACCUGACUGAUCAGCCUUUAGAAAAUCCAGACAUGGAAAUGUUUACACACGGGAGCAGCUUCAUGGAUCAUGGAAUCCGAAAAGCUGGAUAUGCAGUGGUAACUCAUGAGGAAGUCCUAGAAGCAGAAACCCUCCCUCCAGGUGUGUCUGCCCAGAAGGCAGAGCUCAUAGCCCUCAGGAGAGCCCUGCAUCUUGGAGCUAAGAAAAAGGUAACCAUUUAUACAGAUUCGAAGUAUGCCUUCUCUGUCAUGCAUGCACAUGGGGCCAUGUGGAAAGAGAGAGGUCUACUAACAUCAGGAAGGAAAAAAAUUAAACACGCAGAGGAGAUACUGGCCUUAUUAAACUCUGUUAUGAUGCCAGAAGAAGUAGCCAUAGUACAUUGCUCAUGCCGAAACACUGAUAGUUGUAUAGCAAAAGGAAGUAAUUUGGCUGAACAGGCCGCAAAACAAGUGGCCAGAACCAAAAAACCUACUACUCAUUCCAAGUGUAGGCCUAUCCCUGUUUAAGCCUCAGUAUUCAGAAAUGGAUCUAGAGAGAGCAGACAAACGGGGAUUUCAUGCUGACUCUUGAGCCUUAGAUAGUGAUCAGUACCAAACAACCAAAGAAGGCUGGAUAUGUAAUGAACAGGGACUAGUGCUUAUGUCCAAGUAUUUAAUGGAAAGAAUUAUUACUCAUCUACAUGAAGGAAACCAUUAUGGGAAGGAUGCAACUUAUCAUUGGCUACAAAAGUUUAUUAUUAAUCCAUAAAUGCAAAGGACCAUCCAAAAAGUAAUAAAAAUUGCCUGAUUUACACCAGAAACAAUCCUAAAACCAGGCCACCUCCAAUAAUAAAAGGGGUGAGGGGGGAGGUUAUAGCUCAGUGGCAGAGUGCAUGUCUAGCAUGCAUGAGGUCCUGGGUUCAAUUCCCAGUACCUCCAUUAAAAAAAUAAACCUAAUUACCUCCCCCCAUAAAAAAAACAAAAUAAUAAAAGGGGUGCAAACUCGAGGAACAACCAGGAGAUGAUUGGCAAAUAGACUUUACUGUUAUGCCAAGAGCCAUGGGACAUUAUAGAUAUUUGCUGGUAUUUGUGGACACCUUCACAGGAUGGGUUGAAGCUUUUCCAUGCCAGACAGAAAAAGUUUCCUAGGUAAAAAGGCCUUACUAAAAAGAAUAAUCCCUUGUUUUGGGUCGCCUCUUUCAAUUCAAAGUUACCAUGGAGGAGCUUUCAUAGCCAAAGUAACUCAAGGGUUAUCUGGGGCCCUCGGAAUACAAUGGAAGUUACAUACUUUGUGGAGACCUCAUGACUGAAGUGAUGAAUCCUACCUUGAAAAAGAUAAUCGCCAAAGUAUGUCAAGAAAGCAACUUAACCUGAGAGAAGGUCUUAACAGUUUUCCUGCUGAGGGUAAGAGUAGCCGCUAGAAGCAAGCUCCGGUUGAGCCCUUAUGAAAUGUCAUGUGGGAGACACUUCCUUAAGACUAAGUAUUACUGCAGUUUUGAAAAUGAUCACAAUGUAAAAGAAUUAAGUACUAUGAAGUGUGUACAGCCUCUCAGUGCUAUCUUAUCUUCUGUACAUAAGUAUGCUUCUAGCCAAUUAAUGUUUCCUGCAGAUGUUCCCCUGCACUGCGUAAGCCCAGGGGAUUGGGUCCACCUCAAAACUGGAAAAAUCACCACCCUGAGGAUCAACUGCAACCCAAGUGGAAUGGACCCUACAAAGGCCUUCUGGUUAUAAAACAUUCUUCAGUAAAGCUAAAGGGAGUUGAACCUUGAAUACACCACUCCUGAGUAAAAAUAGUACCCAUUUCUAGCCAGGACCCCCUUUGCAAUUCCCACACAGGGCGCACUCUCCACGGACAGGAGGAAGUAAGAGGACCCAACCCUCCUAACACCAGAGGGGCCUGGAAACCCACCACUGAAUUCUUGGCCCCUGAUUAUACUUUUGAACCCUUAAUAAGAGCAGUAAUUAGGCGGGCUUACUGACCCUGCCUGAUUAACAAGGGGAAGAAAGCUCCAGGCUGUUAAAAAAACAGGUUGUUUCUCUUAUCCCGCAGCUGGCUCCUUGGUUCCAAGGAUGUAGCUGUACAACAGGAUGUUUUUCUGUCCUGCAGCCGGCUCCUUGAUUCCAAGGCCAUAGCCAUACAAGAAGACAUUUUAUGUCCCGCAACUGCUGCAUCAGUCCCAAGGACAUAGCCCAGUAGCUCUGUUUUUGUUCUCUUUCCCACCGAAGUUUCUGUUUUAGAGCUGAGCUCCACAGGAGGAAAAAGCCAGUAACAGAAGAUGAUUGGCACCAACAGAAUGAAGAUAACAGUGGCAGAGCCUUCCAGUAAAAGACCCCAUGGCCCGAUCAGGGGCUGUAACUGCCUCGACCAGCUACGUGGCUGAUGACUCCCCACUUGUGUGUUUUCCUUUUUCCCUUCUGUCUCUGGGCAAUAAGGCAGCUCUUUUUCUCACUUUGUCCCUCUGCCUCUGCUGAGAAUUCUUUCUCAAUUGGCAGGCAAGGACCCGCAUGUUUGGGGGGGACUUGCCCACACGUUUGGUGGGCUUUUCAAUUUGGGGUUUCUCUAUAUGCUAACAAGUGGCACCCCAGUUGGGACAUCUUUUGUGACUGCUGCUCACUUAGGGUUGCCCACUGGACCUCAUGAACAGGACUGAACAAAGCAGCCACCUCUAGGACUUCUUUGUCCUCUUUGUUUCCUCCUGAUGCAAAUUGCUGAUCGGGGACACCCAACUAGGUAAGCUUCUGGCUGCUUUCUUGCUGUCUUCUUAGUCUUCUGUAUUUCUUGCAGGCACCUACAUCUCUCCCCCUACUCUCCUUUUCUCUCUCUCUUUCACUCCCCCUCCCCAUUUCUUCCUUUUUUCCUUUUCUGAAGGGAGAACUUCACCAGGACAGUGGUAGGCUAGCCCCGACCUCCCAGGGACUGUGAGGCCAUGGCCAAAGCUACUCUUUGAUCUGCUCUCAAAACCUGCGUUGUUGGAAGACUCCACCCCUGGCCAAACGAGGUCCUCCUGAAAACUAAUCUCAGGAGGCUCUUUGACUGAUUUGAAACUUGGGCCUGGGACCACCAAUUAAAAGCUGUUAGAGUGGUCACCACAAGUCUAGAAGUCUCCUGUGACAGGAUGAACUGGGGUGUGGUCUGGGUUAGCUUUUAGUCUUGUCAGUCAGGAAAAAAAAGACCAUACUCCUUCAGGCACGUGGUAAAAAGCAUCCAUAAGCCCCAAUUCCCCACGAAAAAAUCCCUGUAGGUUUUUCUGGGGAGAGCCUCCUACUUUUUACUUACGAUUCCCUUCUUACUUUUUACUGCCAGUUUCCUUCCUUUUCUCCCUCUUUCUCUCUUUCUUCUUUUCAGGGUCCUGGAUGCAGGACAUCAGGUGGAGAUCUCUGGUGAACCAAGGAACCAGGGGCUUGAUACCCCCCUGGCAGGCAGAGGACUCUCUUCUGUUCUGGUGGGCAGAGUUUGUGCCUCUCUCCAAAAGCACCUAGGGAAAAGUCCCAUGACACCUGGGCAUCUGGUGUGGCAACAGAUGUCUGUAAGGCCACAGCUUUCUUUUUCUUUUCCUCUCUUUCUUUCACACUUGCUUGCUCUUGCUCACCCUUCAAUUAACAUGCUCUGGUAGAUUUGGGUACUUACUGCCAUCCUCUUUCAACUUCUUGUUUUCAGACUGUUUUAAGAGUGCCAUUUUAGCUCUGCACCUCUACCUGAGAGGGAAUUCCAAGUCAAAGAACCUAGGGAAAAUUUCUAGGGAAGGACCUAGAGGGAAUUCUCAGGCAGGAAGGCCUGGAGGGAAUUUGGGAGUAAACUGGGUUGGCUGAUGUUUCUUUAGUGUGGCUUAAAAUUGGAAAUUUAAAUUUCAUUUUAGACUUGUACUUUAUAGUAAAAGAAAACUAAAAGAAAGCAGGAGGUUGUGCUUCUGAAGCCUGUCAGCUCCCAGAUAGGCAGCCACCUGCUGGAACUCCAGCUGGCUUCCACAAUUGACAGGGAGCCAAUACUUGGAAGUAUUAUCUAACCCUAAAAUGGCCAAAAUGAGACUUUUUUUGACAUUCCAAGACUGAUUUUUUACAUACGCUAUUAAAUACAGCUGGCCUGAUAGAAACAUUUUUUUCAGAAUUCUGACCCUGAGAGAACAAAAAUAUUCCUGGAGAAAACUUGAAGUUAACUCAUAUCAUGUCCUUGAAAUACAAACAUGGCCUGCUCUGCUUGAGACUUUGGCCUUGGGUUAAUUAGUAGAACUUCAAACCAAAGGGGACAAACGUAGAAAAGGGCCUUUUUAAAAACUCAAGCAGGAAAACAAUGAAAUCUCUGCGUCUAUCUAGAUAUCGUAUAUACGUCUGUGUACACAUUAUACAUGUGAGAUGUCUCUACCUCUAGAAAGUAUUAUCAAAAUUAAAUUUAUAAAAGAGCCCUAUUUGAUUAACUUAAGAGCUUACAAACAACAUUUCCAAGAGAAGCCAGACAAAAUAACUCUCAGGUUCACAUGAACUGGGAAAUAGUCAAAAUUAAGUUAAUACCUGGUAUUAAAAUUAGUUUAAGUUCAUUGACCUAAUUAAUAUAGACAUGACUUUAGAGUUACCAACAUUAAGUGUAAUACUUUUAUUGUACCUAGGUUUAAUAAAAUCAAAUAAGAUCUUGUUAUAUCUGCUGCAAAUUUGUCAAGAAAAAUAACUUGGUCUGAUGAAAUUCUUGUAAGUAAACUAAAUACAAAUAAGACAAGAGCUUUUGGGUGAACUCUUAAAAAUAAUUAUGUUUUAAAAAUGUCUACUUAAAAAUGAUCUCUCCAGAUAUUUGGUAACUUGAAGGUUUAGAGUCAUGCUAAAUUAAUUAAGUUAAAUGAUAGAAGUUUAUUGAAUAACAAGAUCAUCUCCAAAUAAAAUACUAAAACAUUAAUUACUAAACAUUGGCUUCUCUUUAUAGAAAAUUUAAAGUUAUUUAGGACUAUUGAUAAAUAUGUUUGGUGCCACACUGAAAUAUUCUGUAUUAAAAAACACAUGUUUUUAGAAGCUAUUGGUAUUUAUGUUUGCCAAUCUACAGAAUGCUAAUGUAAAAGACAGUCCAUAAUUGUUUACUUCUUAGUUUUCACUGGAAAUUAAGGGGUUUUUUUAAAGGUUAAAAUUAUAUAUAAUUAAAGCUACUAAAAUAAUAAGGGAAAUACUUCAGUAUACCAGGAAAAUAAGAUGUGUGUUUUCAGUAAAAGAAGAUAAAAGGAAUGGAGUUGCAUGUUAUUAAGAAAAAAAAGUAGUUUUGUCCUAAAGCUGGUUGUUUCUAGAAAAGAAAAAAAUAAGGGACAAAAAUAAUAUUGAUACAGAAAGUGAUGUGAAAAAUUUGUGAAAAAGGAACCCAGAGGGAAGUUAGGACUGUCUAAAUUUAGGUUGAAUUUGGUUAAGUAAAUGAGUCUUGUUAUUAAAAGUGAAUUAAUACAAGAGUAGAUUUGGUUUUUCCUCUUUGUUAAGAGGACAGUUUUCUUGAAAUGUUAAUCUGCUUUUGGUAACAGAUUGUAAAGUUUCUUUGCAUAUUGGGUAAUCUGUUCUAUGUUUGCCUUUAAAAUCUUUUAUUGUUAUUUUGGUUUGAUAAAUACGUAUUGUUUCACAGUGACUAUGAUCUUAAAUGAUCAGAUGUUUUGAAACUUUCUGACAAGCUUCCCAAGCUUCCCAAAUAUCAAAUUUUAAUUGAAGUUCUGUUGACCUCCAGGUAACUUUGGGAUGCUUUGGAGGGCCUCUGAAGCAUCCCAAAGAGAGAUUUUAAACUAAUUAGGUUCAUUUGGCAUGUUAGUUACAUGGGAAGUAUCAUUUACAUUAUCAAGUAAAUAGUAAAUCUUCUUAGGUCAUAUUGUACAGAAGAAUGUUAUUAAUAUAGAUACUCUAAAAUGUGUAUGGAGUUCCUAAAGAUCUGGUAUGUCUUGAUGCAAUGCUAUCUGUCGUACUUUCAGUUAUUAUCUUAAAAUGUAGUGUGUCACAGCAGUAACCAAGUUUGUCAAUUACAUUGUAAUCAGGUUUUUAACUGUGCCUUCUUAAGUCUUGUCAUUGAUAGACAGUUAUGGUUUUACUCUGAUGCCUUUGCAAAAUGCCUCCUCAUCAAGAAAAUUCAUAGCAAGGACUUUUUGAUAAAUACAAGUUUCCUAAUAACUUUUAGACCAUAACUCUGAACUAGGUAAGAAAUUUAAAAAUUCUAAUGGAAAACCUGGUGGCUUCAUGAAACUGUUAACAGAGAAGGUUAAUUACAUGGUAUUAAGUAAACCAAUAAAUGUGGUUAUAAUUUUUCAGUUCUGUAAAAUAUUACUGGCUUUUAAUCUGUAUUUAUAUAUAAGGAAAUUCUCCUUAAGCUAAUUAUGAUGUAUAGCAACUUAGUAAGUUAUACCUUUUAAGCAAAAUUGAAACAGUUAUCUUUUCUCUCUACCUGAUCCCUCCAGAGAUUAGAAACUCUUAGACUCCCAGCAUCUUUCUCAGGUAAAUUGGGAAGGCUGCCUCCUAACUGUAAGCCCCCAACUGUGGGAACGAAGGAAUGAGCCUUGGGCUGGAAUGGUAAACAAGUUGUAGAAAGCUGCAGACUCAGAGGUGAGAAGGCUGGUUAGCCAAUGACGGGUAAGAUCCCCAGAGGGGGGCAACCUAAGACAGGCACAGCCGCCUGAGUCCAAGAAGAAUGUUUGAAGCAGCCAUUUCUCAUACAUUCCGCCCUGAUAAGCUGUAAGGCUUACUGGUGCCAACACGAACAUGAUACACCAAAACAUAAAGAGUCUUCUGACCUUAGGUCAGACACUGCCUAUUAAUCAUUUCCCUUGUCACUCUUCUUUGCUAUAUAAGACUGUGCAACUUAAUAAAGCUUCAGAGUAGCCAUCAGCUCUCUCUGCAUACGGUGUGUAUGUGUACGUGGUAUCGCAAAACUGACACUAACAAGAGCAAAAACCUCAAGGUAUUUUGAGGACCUCAAAAAGGGUAAAGUUUAACUAAAUCUGUAAGGCAAAUUUAUGACAAGCACUUGAUGUGGCUUUCCUGGCCCUGGGAUGCCUUUUAAAAUUUCAGUCUGAGACUCCUUGUGAAAAGUUCUGGCACAGACAACUUAAAAAAGCCUAUGUGAUCAAUUAAUCAGACUUAAUUUGCAGGCAAAUCAGUCUUGAUUCAACUAUACUUGAUUUAAAAUGAGGGUAAUUAUAGAGAGAAAGAUUAUGUUUCAGUAGAUAUUAUAGUUUUCUUAUUUGAGGUCUGUAUUUCCUAAGACUCACUUCCCAGGUGGUUCCUUGCUGUUAUGUUAUAUUGUUGCAAAGUUUAAUUGAAUUGUUAAAAAGACACUCUAAGUUUGUUUCUGAAGCUCAGUAAUCUAUUUUUGGAUGAAGAUUAAAUGCCCUAUGGCCUGCAACUAUGAGAUUAUGCAUACUAGAAAAGCCAUAACUUAAGGACUGUCUCCAACCUAGAUGAAAGGACCCUUAUCAGGUACUCUUGACUAGCUCCUAAACAGUGAAACUGAAGGAAAUUGACUCCUAGAUGAAUAUUUCCACUUACAAAGGGCCUUUGCACUGGACUGGCCUAUGGAGAGGAUUGGUGACCCAAAUCACCUUAAAACAGUGCUCAAGCAGAGAAGAAACUACCAGACCAAGAUGAAAGGAAAUUAGGGGUAAAAAGCUGAUGCAAGAUUCUGGACCAGGCCUUUGCUCACACCUUUGCUUAUGAACUAAAUGUAUCUUACAAUCUUAUGCAGAGUUAAAGUUAAUUCAGUUGUUAGGUUUAUGGUCAAUUACCUAUAUUCAGUACUUCUGGGUUACCUUUGUGGACUUCUCCAUUCCAAAGCUCUAAUUGGAUGGCCCUUAAUUUUUUUUUUUUUUAAUUCUAGAAGAAAGAAAUUAUAGUUCUGUUCAGGCCACUAUUGAUAUUACUAGGUGGGAUCCCUUCACCUGGCCAAUUAAUAGUAACCUGCUCUGACCUUGGCCAUAAAUAUGAAUUUUCUUCUGAAGUUUACUCAAACUCAAUCAGAGCAACAAGCAAAAUUUCAGCCAAAGAGUAUAGCCUCCCACAAUUGUGGGAUAAAUUUAUAUGAUUAACACUAGGUCAUGGUCAUUUAAAUGAAAAGUCUCCCUUAUGUUGAGGACAAUUAAACCAUACUAGGGAUAACUAGCCUAAUAAAUUAGAAAGUUGGGCUGGGUGCCUUAUGGACAAUGCCAGUAUGUACCGUCCCUUAAAGGUAAAGAUUGGUACAAAACAGACUAAAGCAGAUGACCUGGGAAUAUACUGGGCUAUACCUAAUAAAAGUUCUUAAAUUCUUACUUAUGACCUUACUUUACUGCUAGUUAUAUUAUUUGUAUAUUGCCUGUUUUACAAGAUUGCUGUUUCUUACAUUACCAGUUGUGUGACUGAGCCACUGAUAAAAUGAUGACUAGGCAGCCGGAAGCAGUUAACCAGAUUUGUAGUUCUGUAAGAGACCAGUGAUUGUAAUAGUGUAACCCUAGAUAUGGGAAGAAGCAACAAGAGGGAAUAUUUUCCUGGACCAUAACAGACUGGUAAGACAGGUGGUCCAGAGGCUUUUUACUACUAUUAAUAAGGCCUAUUCCAAUAAUAGCACUUUGAGUGGCCUGUCAACAAAAUCCUCGCCUGACCUAGGAAUAAGCAUUCCUAGCACCGUGGGACGAAAUGAUCAUGAAAUGCCUCCUAAACCAUGGUUGAAUUUAUGACCAUGAGGGACCCUGCCAGUUAAAAAUUGGCACUUGCCAUCUGCCUGUACAAGGAUUCAGUCGCUAACCUUCAGCACACUCUGAAAGGAAUUCAGGGUGAAGAUCGGAAAUAAGGCACUCAGUGCUCUGGAAAAGAACUAGCAGAAUAGGUCUUAAGAUAGUUAGGUAUUUUCAGGAGAAGAUUUUAUGAGCCCAAUUCUUGCAUCUCCCCAUACCUAGAAAAACACUAAAAUUGUUGAUGGUGCCAUCUGCUUUGGCCAUUAAGGAGAGAAAUACAUUUGAAAGUCAAAAUAAAAUAACUGUAGUUCAGGCAGCUAAGGUAAAACUGGGUGGCCGUUAUAGACAUAAUUUCAGAGAAGCUUUUGUAUUGCUGAGAACUUAAAUUUUUCUGAGCUGUGUCAGACCCAGGGACACCUCUAGUCACUCUCAAAGCAACUGCAGCCUUGUGGUUGCAAGGUCUCCUUAGAUCUCUUCACCCCAAGCCAGGGAGGAACCUAUGCCAGAUACAAAAAGAGAUCACAGGUCUAUUAGAACAGGCAAAAUCAUCAAAAAACAGGGUAAAGAACUCAGCUGGUUCCUUGGCUAUGCCCUUCCUAGACCCUACCCUAAUUAUCCUGUUGGCUCUACUUUUUGGAUGAUUUUUAAUUCAAAUAGUUUCCUGCUUCAUUUCAAGUUGUCUCCAGCAGUUUCAAAAUAAGGCUCUGCUACUACAUGACUGCAAGCCUAUCCCAGGGUCAGAUUGUCUAGAUUUAGAGAAGGUAGAGAGAGACUUCUACUCAAUCAGACAAGCCAUCGCCCCUUUUCAGCAGGAAGUAGCUACAGAAGAUAGAGACCUCCGUCCAUUUCCCCAGGAAGAUUCUUGAGUAUGAAGUCUCUCAGGGGGAAUUGAGAGGUAACUAGAUAGGCUUACUGACCCUGGCUGAUUAGCAACAAGGGAGAGAAAGUGCCAGGCUGUUAAAAAAACAAAACGAAACAAAAAACCCAGGUUGUUUCUCUUAUCCUGCAGCCGGCUCCUUGAUUCCAAGGCCAUGGCCAUACAAGAAGACAUUUUAUGUCCCACAACUGCUGCAUCAGUCCCAAGGACAUAGCCUAGUAGCUCUUUUUUUGUUCUUUUUCCCGCCGAAGUUUCUGUUUUAGGGCUGAGCUCCACAGGAGGAAAAAGCCAGUAACAGAAGAUGAUUGGCACCAACAGAAUGAAGAUAACAGUGGCAGAGCCUUCCAGUAAAAGACCCCGUGGCCCGAUCAGGGGCUGGAACUGCCUCAACCAGCUACCUGGCUGAUGACUCCCUACGUGUGUGUUUUCCUUUUUCCCUUCUGUCUCUGGGCAAUAAGGCAGCUCUUCUUCUCACUUUGUCCCUCUGCCUCUACUGAGAAUUCUUUCUCAAUCGGCAGGCAAGGACCUGCAUGUUUGAGGGGGACUUGCUCACCCAUUUUGUGGAUUUUCCAGUUUGGGGCCCCUCUAUCUGCUAACAUUAACUGACCUUAAUUUACUUUUCAAAUAGAAACAGGACAGCUAAGACUCCACCUGUCCAGGAAGAGAAGACAAAGACAUUUCAAAAAUAGAUGACUUCCACCCAGAAGUCUGAAACAGGCCUAUAUAAAUCCAAAUUCAAUCACUAAAAAAUGUUAAAAGUAACAUAUUUUCAUGGAUUCCCAAGGAAUAAGGUCUGUUUUUAGAGGACUGUUAAAAUUAAGAAUCUUAGUUCUCUGUAUCUUAGGGUUAAUCCUUUUACUCACCAAUUUUUUUUUACUUACUAUUUGUUUUGUAUAUUUAAAAAGGCCUCCCCCACUCACAUGAUGGUUGCCCAGGACUUAAGAGUUCAAGGUGGGAUUUGGGAAUCUUUACAAUCAAGUGCAAAUACAGUUUCAUUCCUCUUGUAAAAAUCCAUGCCCCUAAUCAACAGGAAGCAGCUAGAGUGGUUGCUGCCUAUUUCCCUCAAAAUUAAGGCAUGUACAAAGAAAAAGGGGGGAAUUGAAACAGCACAUAAAACAUUGACCUGCUUAAACUAGUUUUGCCUCCUUAACUGGGUUGUUAAUUAAUCAAACCUUGAGUUAUUUUACAGAGACAGCACUGCACGUGUGCAAGACAGGAACCCUUGUCUCCAGGAUGACUCGGGAACCAAGAAUCUUCAGUCUAGGGAAUUCAAACCAUAGAAGUGUUGCCACUGGAGCCCUUUACUAAGCAAGAAGUCCUUCAGUAAGGAAAAUCCAGCUUCCAGCUGCCCGAGUAGCUUGAUUCCAAUCAACUUCUGACCUUCAAGACUAGCCAAUCAGCUUCUGCCAAGUUUGAAAUUGCCCCUAAUCCCUUAAAAUGUGCCCUGAACACUGGAUGGGGAGACAGAUUUGAGCCCUGCCUCCUGUUUCUGAUGGUGUACCUCACAAUAAAGCUCUUUUUUUUUCCCUCAAAAA
Molecule: messenger RNA, 15163 nt
Organism: Camelus dromedarius (Arabian camel)
Lineage: Eukaryota; Metazoa; Chordata; Mammalia; Artiodactyla; Camelidae
Exons: 1
Coding region: 801-4631 (1276 amino acids)
Biological process (GO): virion assembly
Molecular function (GO): RNA-DNA hybrid ribonuclease activity; nucleic acid binding; zinc ion binding
Source: RefSeq, a predicted model, not a curated record